Messenger RNA from Penicillium bovifimosum, 630 nucleotides. RefSeq lists its product as uncharacterized. Bases 1 to 630 code for a protein of 209 amino acids. The record is from RefSeq and is a predicted model, not a curated record. NCBI's taxonomy places the organism in Eukaryota, Fungi, Ascomycota, Eurotiomycetes, Eurotiales, Aspergillaceae. The transcript has 2 exons.
AUGGCGUCCACGACGCAGAAUAUUGAAACCUCCGCAAUAGAGCAGCUAGCGUCUCCGCCGAAGAUAUCCCUACAGAUACUUGGGACGCAUACGACGAACGAACAGGCCGAAGUCAUCGAUUUUGAUAUUCGUAUUGAUUGCUCGAAGGAAGCGAAAAUCAAUUCUGGAGAAUUCUUGACGAGCAACGAAAGUGACCUUCGCUCUUGGGAUCAGUCCGUUGAAUCCAGUGAUAGUUUCCCGACAACAUCUUAUCGCUGGCUUACCGAUUGGCUUAGUGAUAACGACAGCAGAAGAAGGUACACUGGAAUCCGUAAACUAGUCUGUGUUCCUGAUGACCUUUCCGCUGCUAUAAAAGCCCACGCGGAGGGCCUCGCACGCCAAAUUGCGUAUGGUGGAUCUAUCAAAGCUGAAAUCCACACUCCACCCCUCGAGUCGGAUGUCUUGCCUCAGGAGUACACCGCGGUGGUUCGAGCGGAAUGGAGCCUUGGUAGUCCAUUCAUCGCCGCGGAGCAAUCCUGGAAUAUGAUGGUAAUGAAUGCAAUGGUCAACCGCAAAAAAGGCAUGAUCUCUGUCAAUGACCGACAAACCUCACAUGGAAGGUCGCCGUUCCGCAGGGCCCAUGAGAAUUAA